AACUGAUGGAUGAUGUGACCUGUGGGAAAACCUAUCAGAGCGGGCAUGCUGUAAAGUUUAUUCUUUCCUCUAAUCUGAGACUAGUGUGACUCUGCAGUGGCAUCAGUGCAUAGUGACUGCUGAGUGAAGAAACCUCUCUGGACAUUAUGAGGAUACUCAAGUGGAGUCUGAGGAGCAAGAUGAAUGUCAAAGUUCCGACAGUACUGUUGAUCCUUCUGAGUCUGACCAGAGAACUGGUAGGCUGCCCAUCAAUCUGCAACUGUAACAUCACCCACACCGACUGUAGCAGCCAUGAUCUCCCGCUCUCCUUCAACUUGAUUUCCAGCCAGAUUCCAUCUAACGCCACUACCCUCAACCUCUCCAGAAACGGCAUCGCGCUAAUAGAUCCAGGAGCCUUUGCCAACCUCAGCAGCCUUCUGCAACUGGAUCUCUCCAAAAACCAGCUCCUCACGCUCCACCCCACCACCUUUUACCCACUGAGAAGCCUGGAGCUUCUAGACCUUUCCAGCAACAUCCUGGAGGACCUCGCAGUUGAUCUUUUCUCUGAGCUCAGCAACCUCAGAGAGCUAAUUUUAAGGGACAACAGGUUAAAGAAUGUAAACUCCAAACAGUUCCAGAGUCUGGCUGAACUCCAACGCCUGGACCUUUCCUUGAACAGCCUGGCCUCUGUGUCCCUGGAUCUUCUGGAUGGACUUCAGGGACUGGUGUGGCUCUCAUUAGCUGGGAAUAGGCUAAGUUCGAUUCCGAGACCUGUGCUGGAGCCGCUCACUGUGCUGAAGCGCCUCCUGCUGGAGGGAAACCGCUGGAACUGCAGUUGCAGCCUAGUGCCAUUCAGACACUGGGUGGAAUGGAUGUUAUAUAGAGGUGGCCAUGUGGAUUCCAUAGAGUGUUCUCUUCCUGCGGUCCUACAAGGCCGAGACCUCCGCAUCAUCCCCAUGGACAUGUUCAAACACUGUUCCCGGCGCCCCUCCUCAGACAUGAGGAUGCCUCCUUCAACCAAGAGUCUCAUUGUCUCCAGAGACUCAACAGCAGCCUGUAUUGAGCAGCGUCCCCGUGCGAUGAACCUGCGCCGAGCCACCACCACCUUGGUGCUGGCCAGACUGGUGUGUGGCGUGGUGUGGCUGAUGAUGGUCGUGGUGGCCAUGUACGGCUGUGUCUAUGCCAUGCUGGCGGCCAAGUAUAAACAGGAGCAGUUCAAGAGGAGUCUGUUGCUCCGCCAGCUGCUACUGAUCGAAGUGAAGGAGCCAGAGGUCGAGAAGGAGAAGGAGGAGGAAGAUGAGAAAGAAAUGGAGGCUGAUAAAGCUCCUUUUGAUAAGGGAGCUAAGGCUAGAGAGCACACAGAGUGGAUGGUGUUGCCACCAGAAGUCUGCAUUUGA
Messenger RNA from Hemibagrus wyckioides, 1376 nucleotides. RefSeq names its product leucine-rich repeats and transmembrane domains 2b (gene lrtm2b). The record is from RefSeq and is a predicted model, not a curated record. The transcript is spliced from 4 exons. NCBI's taxonomy places the organism in Eukaryota, Metazoa, Chordata, Actinopteri, Siluriformes, Bagridae. Gene Ontology annotation, molecular function: protein binding. Bases 147 to 1376 code for a protein of 409 amino acids.